Messenger RNA from Armigeres subalbatus, 1712 nucleotides. RefSeq names its product fasciclin-3-like. The transcript has 5 exons. Lineage: Eukaryota; Metazoa; Arthropoda; Insecta; Diptera; Culicidae. Gene Ontology annotation, molecular function: cell adhesion molecule binding. Gene Ontology annotation, biological process: cell-cell adhesion. Gene Ontology annotation, cellular component: cell-cell junction; plasma membrane. The record is from RefSeq and is a predicted model, not a curated record. Bases 396 to 1529 code for a protein of 377 amino acids.
UUAGCGUGCAUGUAGCGUGCUAUCCGAGCUUCAACCCACAUUUAAACACUUAGCUGUGGACAGUUGGCUGAGCAUUUGGGCCCGGGUUCCGCUCCGUGUUGUAACGCAUAGCGAUACACAAAUCAGCACCCCUCGAAAGUGAAGAAUAAAACUUUAUCGCAUCGCGUCUAUCCUAAUCAGUUCGAGUUGACAUGCACCGCGGCAAUUAGCGACUACACCGCAAUCAGCAACCAUCAGGGGAGUGAUAAAUCUGAGCAGUUUUCGAUCGCGUACGUGUCGUUGUCGGGAAGAAAAACUACGCUCGCCGCCAUUCGGAUCGCUUGCCGUCGCCGUAUUCUUCGUGUGACCUUCGUCAAAGCGGCUAGCCAACGGGCACCAAAAUAAACAUCGAGACGAUGGGGAAUAAGGGGCACCUUCGGUUCGCAUCUUCUACGGGGGCAGUUCUGCUGUCGGUGGUUGCCUGCAUUGUAACCACCAGUUCGCUCGUUGUAUCCCAAGGAAUUGAAACCAUCCCACCUAAACUGUACGCAAAGCUCCCUGCCAGUAACGUUCCAUUGCUUUGUCGCAGCAAUAAGCCCGCCAGCAGUUGCACCGUCAGAAUUCCUGGCUACGCCAACACCUACGACGUGCAUGACCUUCCCAAUGGAAUCGAGUACUACGGGGAAAGUUUGCAACGCGGCGAGUGCGGGAUCAUGUUCAACUCGCUCAAGUCAACAAACGUGGGCAAGUUUCAGUGCAACAUGACCGUCGGCGGAGAGGUCUUCCAGCAAUCGAUCGAGAUUGAGGCCGCCCUGAGUCCGGAACCGACGGACAUUACGAUCGGCGAAGAUGCAAUCGUUGAACAUGGGGCUUUUGCACCGAAUCAAACCUUGCGGUUGACUUGCAGCUCGAAUAAUGCCAAUCCGGCGUCUAAUCUGACGUGGCUGUUGGACGACGACGUUAUUGAUCCUUCCUAUCUCCAGCCAGUCCAAACCAUCGAAGGCGUCGAUGGCAAGGGAAGGAGAAUUGUGUCUGUAUCGCAGGAGUUAAAUUAUUUCGUCACUUUGAAGGAUCACGGAAGGAAAAUCGUAUGCCGGGCGGACCACUUUGCAAUUCAAAAAGGAUUUUACCGAGGCUUUCUUCCGCUCAGUUUCCGAUUCAUUCCAGAGCCUGUACCGACAAUCAACAUCGGAGAAAGCAUUAUCAACGUUACAAUCAAAGCCAAUCCACGUCCGGCCACGUCUUGGAAGGUCAACGAUAUGACGAUCGUAGAAGGUCAAAGCUUGGGACCAUAUCAAGCCUACUACCCCAAAGAUUUGGGUUUCGGCAACUACCUGGUCCUGCUGAGGAUCAACGAGCCAACGAACCAAUCGGACCUGAUUGAACUGACUGCCAGCAACGAGCUGGGAUCGCGGGGGUACGUGAUCCGAGCGCAGAAGAUCGAACCGACCCCGGCCGCUCCCGGUCGGGGGACCACCACAUUCUUCCUCAUCAGCUUGUGGACGUACUUGUGCUCUGUGAUAGUGACCUGUGUGUUGAGAAUGCCAUGAGCAAACUGUUCCUUUACCCAAAGCCGAAAGAUGUUAACGCUCCUCUUGCGGAUCGGAGACCUGUUUUGCUCGGGACGGUUGUCAGCGACAAUCUGCGAGCAAUGCAGGGCUCGUUCCCUUCCGCAGAGGAGUUAUCAGUAUUAAUAAUAGUGUUUCCUAUUCGAGACUUAUCGGGGAAUUUGA